This is a messenger RNA of Opisthorchis viverrini, 195 nucleotides long. RefSeq lists its product as hypothetical. Lineage: Eukaryota; Metazoa; Platyhelminthes; Trematoda; Opisthorchiida; Opisthorchiidae. The record is from RefSeq and is a predicted model, not a curated record. The annotation marks the transcript as partial. The transcript has a single exon.
UCGCGUUCUGACUUCAAGGUCGACUUUUAACCAACUUCCGGAAGGCUUUCGGGGAGAAGCUGGACCUAUCAUAGGUCUCCCACAUCCAUUAGUAAGCGUCAAUCCAAGCUCAGAGCCCUCUUCCGCAACAGUGAAGACGAUGGAGACCUACUUUGUGCAACCUCGUCAAGUGACCAACAAACCAACGGGUUGUAA